Sungouiella intermedia is the source of this 348-nucleotide messenger RNA. The record is from the annotation of a GenBank genome assembly. Lineage: Eukaryota; Fungi; Ascomycota; Pichiomycetes; Serinales; Metschnikowiaceae.
AUGAAAACGGACACAGUAAGCGUGGGCGAGCACGACUACACGGUGGCGGUGCAGAGGAGCUCAGACAACAAAAAGGCUCCCAUUUUGGUCUAUGUUAACCAGGUAGGCAACGAAUCAUUAGGAUGUUACAUCUAUAGUAUAGCCUCGGUCAGAGAGUGUUAUCAAAGUGUGUUGCAGGGUCUGGAAAAUGGGGAUUUACACGAUUUCACAGCCAAUUUGGGGCGGGUGCUUGUGAAGCGUUACCACUGCCCACUGUAUGUGAGUUUAAGUGGGGGAAUAUCUAUGUAUGAUUAUGGAGAAUUGAGUCGAGCGGUGGUGGAGAAGGUUGAUAAUGGUUGUUAUGCCUGA